CUCCACUCGGUGCCAGGCGAACCUGUGGGGGCUGAGUGAGCCAACUGGACCCUGCAGGUGACGUCUGAACGACAUAAUCACCUGGGAGACACGAGGGGGCAUCGCGGGAUGUUCUCUCCUGUGCAUGGUCAAUCGCGAGCACAGUGAUUGAUCGAAUCCUCACAUCAGCCAUUCUCCUUGACGCCGCUCGCAAUGACCGAAAGCGCGCAGAGUGCCCCUGACAUGGGCAUCCUCCCCUCUCCGCAUACCGUCGACGUGGCCAUCAUUGACACAACCGGCACCAUCCGAGGGGUUCCAUCGCAGCUGUUUCUCACCCCGCCCGUCAAAGGGUACGAUUGGCUGGCUCUUCCUGUCUUCUCCUUUCUUGUCAAGCACCCCAGCCUGGAUCGCUCCAUCGUCUUCGAUCUGGGCAUCCGCAAAGACUGGGAGAACCUAAGCCCAGCGGUGCUGUCCCAGCUGAAGAACCACGGAUGGAAUGUGCAUGUGGACAAGGAUGUCAGCGAGAUACUUCACGACGCCGGUGUCAAUGUCAACAAAGUAGAGGCCAUCAUCUGGAGCCACCAUCACGCUGACCAUACCGGCAACCCCAACACGUUCCCAUCGAGCACCUCGCUCAUAGUCGGCCCGGGCUUCAAGUCGGUGCUCCCCGGAUAUCCCACCAACCCAAACUCGCCCAUCCUCGAAAGCGACUUAUCCGGCCGGGAGCUGAUCGAGCUAGACUUUGACUCGGGCACCUCAGGAGCGCACACCUUCCAGCGCCUCACCAUCGGCCGCUUCCGCGCCCUCGACUACUUCAGUGACGGCUCCUUCUACCUCCUCGACUCGCCGGGCCACGCCGUCGGCCACAUCUGCGCCCUCGCCCGCGUCACGUCUAGCCCGGCCUCGUUUGUCUUGCUCGCCGGCGACGCCAUUCACCACCCGGGUGAGAUCCGCCCAAGCAAGUACCUCCCGCUGCCCAAGGACAUCAUCCCGGACCCGUUCGCCCCGGAUCCCCACCCGCUGGAAUCCCACUACGCCUGUCCCGGCGCCGUGUUUGACGCGCUCUUUGCCGGACGAGGGCGACCGGCGAACAGACCUAUCUAUAAGCCGGCGGGGGAGGCGGAGACGGGGGGCAGGUCGUUCCACCACGACAUGGACGAGUUGUUGCGGGUGAUUGAGAAGUUGCAGGAGGCUGAUGCUCAUGACAAUGUCUUUGUUGCGGGCGCCCAUGACGAGGCGUUGCUGGAUCAUAUCGUCUUCUUCCCCCAUGGCACGAUGAACGAUUUUGUGAAGAAGGGGUGGCUGAGGAGGGUGCGGUGGCGGUUCUUAAGGGACUUUGCCGACGCGGUCGGGAAGCGGGAUCAUGAGUUUGGAAGGAGGCAUUGGGGUCAUGAGUGAAGCACACCGCCGUAUUGUACUGUAGCUAUUGUAGCACAACAGCUGGAGAAGAAAAGCACGGUCACGGAACCUCAUAUUGCUUAUAGCGAAUAUAAGAUUGUCUCGGUCACGCACUGCGUUUGUUAGUCACACCUAGAUGGUCACGGAGAGUGUAUUGCAG
Messenger RNA from Parathielavia appendiculata, 1537 nucleotides. RefSeq lists its product as uncharacterized. The transcript has a single exon. The record is from RefSeq and is a predicted model, not a curated record. Bases 193 to 1377 code for a protein of 394 amino acids. Lineage: Eukaryota; Fungi; Ascomycota; Sordariomycetes; Sordariales; Chaetomiaceae.